AUGUCCGAGCACUACAACUUCGAGCACUUUGAUGGUGCCUCCAACUAUGGUGCUAGCACUUCCGAAUACUCGUACUCCGAAGCCUCAUCCCACGCAUCAAGUCGCACCAACGCUCAUGCCCAUAAGCAGCACACCAAGCCCAAGGCUGACUCGAGGCGCAAGGACAUCCAUCUUGACCUCGACCUUGAUGCCAUUAGCGACCUACACUUGACCGAGCACCACCUCGAUCCUUCGCGCUCCCAUGCCCACGCUCAUCUCCAUGGUGCUCCUCAUUCGCAUUUCUCACACAGCAGCUUCGAAGCUGCCAGCCCAUCCUUGCCAGCACAUGGUGCUCCUCUUCUAGACAGCAUCCCCGACGACUCCGACCUUCUCUCUUUCCAGAACCUACCAGAGCAUGCUUGCGCCUAUUGCGGCAUCUUCAACCCCUCUUGCGUUGUCAAGUGUCUUAUCUGCAACAAGUGGUUCUGCAAUUCCCGCGGAUCCACUUCCGGUUCCCACAUUGUCAACCACCUCGUCCGCGCCAAGCACAAGGAGGUCUCUUUGCAUGCAGAUUCGCCUCUUGGAGAGACGAUGCCCGAAUGCUACAACUGUGGUGUCAAAAACGUCUUUCUUCUCGGUUUCAUUCCAGCAAAGAGCGAGACCGUCGUCGUGCUACUCUGUCGACAGCCUUGCGCCGCCAUGUCCAACUCCAAGGACGUCAUCUGGGACACCACUCAAUGGUCGCCUCUCAUCCAAGAUCGUUGCUUCCUCACUUGGCUCGUCAAGGUUCCCACAGAGCAUGAGCAGCUCCGUGCACGCCCUGUCACAUUGCAGCAGAUCAAUCGUCUCGAAGAGCUUUGGAAGGAGAAUGCCAACGCCAGUCUCGAAGAUCUCGACAAGCCUGGCGUUGACCAAGAGCCUAACGGCAUCUUGCUACAAUACGAAGACGCAUACCAGUAUCAGAACAUCUUUGGCCCAUUAGUCAAGAUCGAGGCAGACUAUGACCGCAAGCUCAAGGAGUCGCAGACACAGCAGGACUUGGUCGUUCGAUGGGAUCAGGGUCUCAACCAGAAGAAGAUCGCAUGGAUGAUGCUGCCCAAGCUAGAGAGCGGAGAAGUGCGUCUAGCUGUCGGUGACGAGUUGAAGCUGCGCUACCGAGGCGAGAUAGCUCCACCUUGGCAAGGUGUGGGUCAUGUCAUCAAGAUUCCCAACAACGUCUCGGACGAAGUUGCGCUUGAGCUCAAGCGAUCCGAUGGUGUGCCCGACCACUGCACACACAACUUCUUUGCCGACUUUGUCUGGAAGGCUACAUCCUUCGACCGUAUGCAGAGCGCCAUGAAGACGUUUGCUGUCGACGAGCAGAGCCUCAGUGGCUACAUCUAUCACAAACUGCUUGGUCACGAGAUUGAGAGUGCUACCUUGCGCACCACCAUGCCCAAACGCUUCAGCGCUCCUGGUCUUCCCGAACUCAACCACAGUCAGGUCAACGCUGUCAAGAGUGUACUCCAAAAGCCACUCAGUCUCAUCCAGGGUCCUCCUGGUACCGGUAAGACGGUGACCUCUGCAACGAUUGUCUACCAGCUCAGCAAGAUGAACCCAGGCGCGGUGCUUGUCUGCGCUCCCUCCAACGUCGCCGUGGACCAACUGUGUGAAAAGAUCCACCUGACAGGUCUCAAGGUCGUGCGUCUUAGCGCAAAGAGUCGAGAAGCGCUCGACAGCCCCAUCAGCUUUCUCACGCUCCACGAGCAAGUUGCUAACAACGAUACCCAUAUUGAGCUGCAGAAGCUCAUCCAGCUCAAGAACGAACAGGGCGAGCUCAGCAGCAGUGACGAGCGCAAGUACAAGGCUCUCACCCGUGCUUGUGAAAAGGAGAUUCUCAGCACUGCCGAUGUCAUUUGCUGCACCUGUGUCGGUUGUGGUGAUCCUCGUCUCUCGAAGAUCAAGUUCCGCACCGUGUUGGUCGACGAAGCAACACAGGCAGCUGAGCCAGAGGUCAUGAUCCCUCUCGUGAUGGGUUGCAAGCAAGUCGUCUUUGUUGGAGACCACCUCCAGCUAGGCCCGGUGAUUAUGAACAAGAAAGCCGCACGAGCUGGUCUCAGCCAGAGUCUGUUUGAACGUCUUAUCAUGUUGGGCAACCGACCGAUUCGAUUGCAGGUGCAAUACCGUAUGCAUCCAUGCCUAUCCGAAUUCCCUUCCAACAUGUUCUAUGAAGGUACGCUGCAGAACGGUGUCACCGCGCCAGAACGAUUGCGCAGGGAGGUCGACUUCCCUUGGCCUGUACCUUGGCUGCCCAUGUUCUUCUUCCAGAAUCUGGGUCAGGAAGAGAUCUCGAGCAGUGGUACAUCCUUCCUCAACCGCACUGAGGCCUCCAACGUCGAAAAGAUUGUGACGCGCUUCUUCAAGGCAGGUGUCAAGCCAUCGCAGAUCGGUAUCGUGACGCCAUACGAAGGUCAGCGAAGUUACAUUGUCAACCACAUGCAGUUGCACGGCUCGCUCAAGAAGGAGCUCUACAAGCAAGUCGAAGUGGCAAGUGUCGACGCCUUCCAGGGACGAGAGAAGGACUACAUCAUCCUCAGCUGUGUUCGUAGCAACGAACACCAAGGUAUUGGAUUCUUGAGUGAUCCAAGACGACUCAACGUAGCUUUGACUCGUGCUCGAUACGGUCUUGUGAUCUUGGGUAACCCGAAGGUGCUCAACAAGCACCCACUUUGGCACUACCUCUUGGUGCAUUACAAGGAGAAGGGAUGUCUUGUCGAAGGUGUGCUGUCCAACUUGCAGGCAAGCAUGAUUCAGUUCCCCAAGCCACGUCGACCUCUGCAGAAGCCAGGUGAUCUCAUGGCUCGUCAUCGACACGAUCUUGCCGGCGCUGAGGCACAUGGUCCUUUACGAGGUCGAGGCGAUGCGGGUGGGAAAGGAGGCAACCAACUAGGCUUCUUGCGCACUCACGAUCCCAUCUCGUACAUUCCAAGCGACGCACAGAGUGUCACAAGUCUGGGCACACAAGCCACUUACCCAUCAGCGCAUCUGUCGGCGGGAGGUAUGCAUGGACCGUACGCCAGCAGCAUCGUCAGCCAGGACGUCGACGCCGAGAGUCUGGCAGGAAGCACAGCACCACCAGCCAGCAUCACCUACAGCCAGAGCGACAGACUGCACCGCCGACUCAGCAUUGGCGGUGCUUCGGACUUGACCAGCUUGGACAAUUACAAGGGCGAUGGUGGAUUGAUUGGGUCGCACGACGACGAUGCCGGAUCGACAUUCUCGGCUGCCAUCUCUCAGUCGUCGUUUACCACAUUUUGA
Messenger RNA from Ustilago hordei, 3276 nucleotides. Its product is annotated as putative NAM7 - nonsense-mediated mRNA decay protein. NCBI's taxonomy places the organism in Eukaryota, Fungi, Basidiomycota, Ustilaginomycetes, Ustilaginales, Ustilaginaceae. Bases 1 to 3276 code for a protein of 1091 amino acids. Gene Ontology annotation, biological process: nuclear-transcribed mRNA catabolic process, nonsense-mediated decay. The record is from RefSeq and is a predicted model, not a curated record. Gene Ontology annotation, molecular function: zinc ion binding; ATP binding; ATP hydrolysis activity. Gene Ontology annotation, cellular component: cytoplasm. The transcript has a single exon.